AUGGUCAUUGCUACAAAUUCCAACACCGCGGCCGUCAAGCCGGCCGCCACCAUGGCUCACCCCUACGACCCCCUGUCGAUUGCCGAGAUUGAGAACGCCUCGCAGGCCGUUCGCAACCACAUGGCCAAGGGCGGCUUCGCUGGCCACCCCGCUACUCCUCUCUUCAACUCGAUCUCGCUCCUCGAGCCGCCAAAGUACGACGUGCUCCGCUGGCAGGGACUCUUCUCCGAGAAGGAGCUCGCCUCGGCUCGCACUUCGCCCGCCGCGCCCAUUAAGCGCCAGGCUGACGUUCACAUCAUCUGUAACGAGUCCCAGCAGGCGUUUGAGGCCGUUGUCGACCUCCCAUCAAACCUCCAGGGCGAGGCCGAGGUCCUCGAGGCUGUUGUUUCCUCGUGGACCCUCCUCGCCGAGGAUGUUCACCCUUCGCUCCAGACCGAGGAGCUUCUCUGGGCCGAGGACAUUUGCCGUGCCGACGCCAAGGUCAAGGAGGCCUGUGACGCUGUUGGUAUCGACCAGCAGCUCCUCUACGUUGACGGCUGGUGCAAUGCUAUUGACGAGCGCUUCCCCGGCCGCCGUCUCCAGCAGUGCUUCUGCUUCACCCGCCUUCGCCCCGGAGACAACCUCUACGCCCACCCUUGCGACUUCAUUCCCGUUAUCGACUCGCACACCGGCGAGGUUAUCACCAUCGACUACCCUCCCCAGAACCCCACCGAGGAGAACCCCAUCCCGGCCUCGUCGGCUGAGGCGUACGCCGAGGCCGCUCCUCGCCCCCGUUUCCCUCCCCCUGCCGCUGCCCAGAACUACCUCCCCGAGCAGAUUGUCUUGGACGAGCCCGACUUCAAGGUCCGUGACACCCUCAAGCCCCUUCACGUCAUCCAGCCCGAGGGUGUUUCGUACAGCCUUGCCGGUCGUGUCAUGAAGUGGCAGAACUGGACCUUCCACAUUGGUUUCACCUACCGUGAGGGUCUCGUUCUCUCGGGUAUCACCUACGACGACGGCGCGUUGGGCACUCGCCCCGUCUUCCACCGUAUCUCGGUUGCCGAGAUGGUUGUUCCUUACGCCAAGGCCAUUUUCCCCCACCACCGCAAGCACGCCUUUGACACUGGAGAGUACGGAAUCGGUGCCCUCGCCAACUCGCUGGCUCUUGGCUGCGACUGUCUCGGCUCGAUCACCUACCUCGACGCCGACUUUGUGACCCGCAACGGUUCCGCACAGACUAUCAAGUCGGCUAUUUGCAUCCACGAGGAGGACGCCGGUAUCUUGCACAAGCACACCGACUUCCGUGACAACCGCGCCCACGUUGCCCGCAACCGCAAGCUUGUCAUCUCGUCCAUCUGCACCGUCGCCAACUACGAGUACGGCUUCUACUUCAACUUUGCCCUCGACGGCUCGAUCGAGCUCGAGGUCAAGGCUACUGGUAUUGUCAACGCCUACUGCCUCGGCCCCAACGAGAAGUCCGACCCCCUUCACGAGGUUGUCGUCGCCCCCCAGAUUGCUGCCCAGCACCACCAGCACAUCUUUUCCCUCCGUGUCGACCCCAUGAUCGACGGUCUCAACAACCAGGUCGCCAUGGUCGACGUCGUCUCUGACGAGGCCGAGGUCGGCUCGCCCGACAACUACUACGGCAACGGCUUCCACACCGUCAAGACGGUCUUUGAAAAGUCCAAGGAGUCCCAGACCGACUAUGACGCCAGCAAGACGCGUACUUGGGCCAUCCAGAACCCCAACAAGCUGCACUACGCUACCGGCGCUCCCAUCGGCUACAAGAUCCAGUGCAAGGACAUGCCCCCUCUCCUCGCCAAGCCCGGCUCCAUGGUCUGGAACCGCGCCCCCUUCGCCCGCCACAACAUGUUUGUGACCAGCUACAGCGACGAGGAGGUGUUCCCGUCCGAGCUCCACAUCAACCAGAACCCCGGUGGCCCCGACUUCGGUCUCCAGAAGUGGGUCGACCGCGACGACGACAUCAAGAACAAGGACAUUGUCGCCUGGCCCACGUUCGGCGUCACCCACAUUUCGAGGCCAGAGGACUGGCCCAUCAUGCCCGUGGAGAUCCUCAAGGUGCACUUGAAACCGUCGGGCUUCUUCGCUCGCAAUCCGGGCCUCGACGUGCCAUCCACCGCCGACAAGAAGUCGCGCAACGCCGACGAGGCCUUUGUCGGCGGCAACCCCGCCGCCAACGGUGUCAACGGCGCCAACGGCGUGCACACCAACGGCACCAACGGCACGACCAACGGCACGACCAACGGUUCGUGCUGCUCUGGUAACUGA
Molecule: messenger RNA, 2268 nt
Organism: Apiotrichum porosum
Lineage: Eukaryota; Fungi; Basidiomycota; Tremellomycetes; Trichosporonales; Trichosporonaceae
Exons: 2
Coding region: 1-2268 (755 amino acids)
Biological process (GO): amine metabolic process
Molecular function (GO): quinone binding; copper ion binding; primary methylamine oxidase activity
Source: RefSeq, a predicted model, not a curated record